Molecule: messenger RNA, 1553 nt
Organism: Salvia hispanica
Lineage: Eukaryota; Viridiplantae; Streptophyta; Magnoliopsida; Lamiales; Lamiaceae
Source: RefSeq, a predicted model, not a curated record
AGGUGUUUGUUUGUUAUUUCCAACUCGAGUAGGGUGAGAUUUGCAUGUGAAAAAGAGAAAUCGAAAAAUGGCUUCGGCAUCGCCAUCGGCAGAGGAGUGGCUGUUGGAGAACGGCGGCAACAUUAAGGUUUUGAGCAAGGAGAUGCGGAAUGGCCGCACCGCGCACAAUGUGUCGUCUUCGUCACUGCGCAAGAAAUCGGAUCGGGCGCUGCUUGCGGGUAUUCGGGUCGGGUUUUUGAGGAGGUUUUUGGGUAAUUUGCAAGAGGUUUUGCUUGGGACUAAGCUUUUCAUUUUCCUCGUCGCUAUCCCUUUCGCCAUUGCCGCUAAUUACCGCCAUUUCGGAAGUCCUUGGGUGUUCGCUCUCAGCUGUCUGGGACUCAUUCCUCUUGCGGAGCGUGUUACUUUUUUAACAGAGCAGAUUGCUCUCUACACAGGACCAACAGUUGGGGGGCUUCUAAAUGCGACAUGUGGAAAUGUGACGGAGCUUGUAAUUGCCAUAUUUGCUCUGAUUCAAAACAAAGUAGCUGUGGUGAAAUACUCCCUUUUGGGUUCAGUUCUCUCUAAUCUCCUCUUAGUUCUGGGCUCCUCUCUUUUCUGUGGUGGCAUUGCAAACAUAUCCAAGGAGCAAAAGUUUGAAAGAAAACAAGCGGAUGUGAACUCACUGCUUUUGUUGUUGGGAUUAAUCUGCCAUGUGCUGCCUUUAAUGUUCAAGUAUACCGGAAAAUCCAAUCCGGAACUAACGGCGUUUGCCACGCUGGCGUUAUCACGUGCCAGCAGCAUAAUCAUGCUCAUAGCCUACUUUGGUUAUCUCAUUUUCCAGCUCUUCACUCAUCGUCAGUUAUUUCAAGAACAACAGGAGGAAGGCGAGGUUGAGUCGGAUGAGGUUGAAUCGGAUGAGACGCCGGUGAUCGGGAUAUAUAGUGCCUUGAUUUGGUUAGUUUUGAUGACUGGGAUUGUAGCGCUGCUGUCAGAAUACGUGGUCGCUACCAUCGAAGCGGCGUCGGAUUCAUGGGGAUUGUCUGUAGGCUUCAUUAGUGUGAUUUUACUACCAAUCGUUGGAAAUGCAGUAGAACACGCAGGGGCCAUCAUUUUUGCAUUUAGGAACAAAUUAGAUAUAACUCUAGGGGUGGCUUUAGGUUCAGCAACUCAAAUAGCCAUGUUUGUGAUACCUUUGAGCGUGAUAAUUUCGUGGAUAAUUGGCGUGAAAAUGGAUCUUGAUUUAAGUCUGAUUGAAACUAUUUCUCUUGGACUGUCGAUACUCAUAACAUCGUUGGCAUUACAGGAUGGAACCUCUCAUUACAUGAAGGGGCUGGUACUUUUAUUGUGCUACUUUGUUAUUGGAGCAUGCUUUUUUGUAUCUUGGGCUCCACUAAGUAAGUAAGCAUUAAUCUUAAAUUAAAUUGCACACCAAGUUCGUGGAGUAUAUUGAUUUAAUCGUUAACAAGCUUUCAUUUUCUUUUGCAGACAACACCAACUUAGGAUUUAGCUCAGAAAUGGUGAGGCUUUGAAUAAGAAAAUAUGUUACUACUACUAUAUAGUACUAUAUUCGUUUU